Messenger RNA from Acaulospora colombiana, 262 nucleotides. NCBI's taxonomy places the organism in Eukaryota, Fungi, Glomeromycota, Glomeromycetes, Diversisporales, Acaulosporaceae. The record is from the annotation of a GenBank genome assembly.
AUGGCAAACGACGCAAGUCCAUCAACUCCUCAAAAAUAUGAGGCAAAUCACAGAUGGUUAAGAUUAGCGGGAUCAGGACUAUUCGUUUCUUUCUUUUGCGUCACCAAGGAGUUAGACCGACCACCCGGUUAUGGAGAAGUGAUGAAUACAAGAACACAUAGAACAUACCAGCACACCCCGUCAUUACCACUGGAGUUGAUAAAUUUGGUCGGCCGCUACUUGCAAUGGUCACUCGUGACUCAAAAGCCUUCAAACAUUGGAA